AUGGACCUACCAGCACUGUGUCAAUCAUUAUCACUGUCCGACGAAGAAGAUGUAGUGGUAUGUGAUCUAGGUGCAGCAGCUAGAGAAGUGGGAGAAAAGAAAAUUGCUACGUCUCUUUUUGGGAAAGUUCUAUCAACAAAACGUGUUAGUAGAGAUGGAUUCAUCUCGACAAUAAAAUACGUAUGGAAGACUAAGGAUCCACUCGUAAUCGAAACAGUGGGGAGUAAUCUGUUCAUAUUCCAUUUUGGAUCUGAAGCAGAUAGAAGAAGAGUGUUGAUGGGGGGGCCAUGGAAUUACCAGGAAUACCUGCUAGUGUUGGAAGCUCCGACCGGAAUAGGAGAUAUUACAGAAGCAAAGUUUAAUCUGGUACCUUUCUGGAUCCAAAUUCAUCAAUUACCUCUCAUGUGCUUGAACAAAGAGGCGGGUUUAUCUUUGGGUAAACAGAUAGGGGAAGUAGAGGAAGUGGAUCAUGGGGCCUCAGGAGAUUGCCUAGGCAAAUACAUUCGUGUUCGGGUGAAAGUUGAUGUAACUAAACCUUUGAAACGGGGUUUAAAGGUCAGAGUAGAUAGUGCCGGAUCCAUAAUUACUGCGGUGUUAAGGUAUGAACGGCUACCAGAACUAUGCUAUCGAUGUGGUACGCUAGGGCAUCCAAUUCUUGAAUGUCCAAUAAAUGCAGAUGGAGGACAAUGCAAAUUCAAUGAUCUAAUCAGGGCAGGUCCGACUAUUCUGGAAUCAAGGGGGAAACGAUUUAGAAGUUCGGUAGAGAAGCACCCUGAAAGAGGCGGAGGAAGAAGGGCAGCACCGUCACUAGGGAGGUUGACAGAAUCUACCAUUAAAUCGGCCAAGUUGGUAAGUGAAUCAAAUAUGGGAGGAAAUCCCGCUAUUUCAAAUUUGAUUAAGGAAAUAGAAGGUGAUAAGGUUAGUAAGAUUGAGGUUGGAAAAUAUGGCAUUGAUGUAGGAAAAAAUAUAGAAAAUGCAGAUUUGAUUGAGAUUGAGAUUGAUAAGGUAACAGAAAAGAAGGGAAAGAAAAUUUUGGCGCUCUCUAACGUGUUAAGUCAAAAUACGGAAAGGGAGAAGAUGGGCCUUUUUACUAAGGCCAAGUUCAAUAAAAAAGGGCCAAAAAAGGCUAGCAGCACUUUAAGUCCAAAGAAAAAAAUUGGAAAAGGAUCCAAAAAGAAAAUGGUGGCGUUGGAAGAUUUUACUUUCUUAUCUCCUAAGAUUGUGGGAGAAUCAUCUGGGAACAAAGAAGGGGGUAAUCAAAGGUUUUUGGCCUUACGGCAGACUGAGGAUGACGGUGGUGAUUUUGUUAUCAAUGAACUAGCGGCGGUCCCUGCUCAGCAGGACUGCCGAGACCAAUGA
Messenger RNA from Mercurialis annua (annual mercury), 1359 nucleotides. RefSeq lists its product as uncharacterized. NCBI's taxonomy places the organism in Eukaryota, Viridiplantae, Streptophyta, Magnoliopsida, Malpighiales, Euphorbiaceae. The transcript has a single exon. Bases 1 to 1359 code for a protein of 452 amino acids. Gene Ontology annotation, molecular function: nucleic acid binding; zinc ion binding. The record is from RefSeq and is a predicted model, not a curated record.